AUGCCAGACCCACAGGCCAAGCAAGCAUGUGAUGCAUGUCGCCGACGUAAAGUCAAAUGUAUUUUCCCAAAACCUUGUGAGCAGUGUCGAGCUGCUGGCCUGGUCUGCCGAACCUCCUCGCAACGACAGAAGAAGGGGAGACAGGGCCAAACAGCCAAUAUUCUCAAUGAACUCAGAGCAAACCAAAUUGAACAGGCGCUGGCACAGAAUGCGAAUCUUUCUCCGCCAUCAAUGACUCUUGGGCUCGGGGAUACUAUACCAACUCCCCAGUCACUACAAACCUCGGGAAGAUGUCAGUUCGCGAAAACCCCGGGCCUUGUGAGCGGGGAGCUUGUCAACGCCUGCUCGGGAUAUUUUUUCUCGCGAAUGAGAGGAACAGUGCCCGUUUUGCAACCCGGCAGCUUUCAGAAACAGGUGGACCUUGCCGAUACAUGCCUCCAUGCUUAUUGUCUAGUCACUGCUUUCUGCGCUUUUGUGGUCACUCAAACCGGAUUUGCCGUGGAGCAUUCAUCUUUGGAAUACUCUCGGGUUUUUUGUACCGAAGACUACCGAAAUUCCCUGAUUGAGGAAGCCACUGAAGCUCGAAAGCAUAUCGAUCCAUUCACGGAUCCUAUACGGCAAAGCAUUAUCAUCGCUUUCCUUCUGUAUGGAUGUCAUAUUGGACUUGGAAACCAACGGCAUGCAUAUUAUUUUCUCCGCGAAUCGACGACACUUUAUACAGCUAGCGCACUGGAAAGUCAAGCAUCAUCGGCGCAGGUGGAUGACGAUGACCCUUCCUUGGCAGGCAAAUUGUUUUGGCUCCUAGUGGUGUCCGAGAGAGCUCACGCUAUUCGUCGACAUAGACCUAUUACGCUACAGGUCACUCCCGAAAGCCCUCAAUUAGAAGACGAUCCACUCCCAACUCAAUUGGAAGACAAUGUACUAGAAAAUGCAUCAGCCAUUGGCUUUCGGUGUCUGGUAAACCUCUACCGCCCAUUUGAUGAAAGUUUUCUGAGUCAGUGGAAUGGAACGAAUGCCACAUGCUCGAUUGAGUCGCUGGUUCGCCUUGAGGAGCUUAUCCAAAGUGCAGUCCCGGCAGACCUUGAUCUGCCUGAUAUACUCAUGGCAGACUUGCGUGUGUCUCAGCAGUGGCUGCGUAUCAUGAUAUGGCAACUAUCUACAACUGCUGGGUUUCUUUCGACAAAGCCUAGUCAUGAAUGCAUGGAUUUUCGCUACCCCCUCCUAAUUGCUGAAGAUCUCUGCUUUGCGACAUGGAAAUUAUCCAGGCAGAGUAUGGAAACUCACGGAAUUGGUCUUAUUGAAAAAAUAUUUGAGGUGGCGUGCACCUUGAUUGAUGUCAUGGCAUGCCUCUCAACGGCUAGACUACGUUCUUCGGGCUUCAAGCUUGGCCCGCAGGAUUAUCUCAAGCAUUUCUUUACUCUCAUACACGACCUUCCCGGGGGCCGUCGAAGGCUUCUUCCGCUGCUACUUACCAAAAUAGGGCAAACUCUGCCAUCCAUGGUAGAUCCUAUCACCGUUCAUCUCAAACUCCAACCCAGCCCCUUGGUUUCAAGCUCUACCAAUGAGGAAUCAUCAAUAUCCGCCAUUGCGAGAAGUGGCAACUCAAUUGAACAGCCCUCCACUGAAUUGGUUUCAGAGUCUGCGAAUUGGAUGAAUGGUAACUUCAACUAUGCGGAGAUGAGCCGCAUCGGUGAGAAAACACCAGAAAUUGAUGAGGCAUUUCUCCAAUACUCCAGUUACUUUCCCUGA
This is a messenger RNA of Penicillium psychrosexuale, 1749 nucleotides long. RefSeq names its product Zn(II)2Cys6 transcription factor. Gene Ontology annotation, molecular function: zinc ion binding; DNA-binding transcription factor activity, RNA polymerase II-specific. Lineage: Eukaryota; Fungi; Ascomycota; Eurotiomycetes; Eurotiales; Aspergillaceae. The record is from RefSeq and is a predicted model, not a curated record. The transcript has 3 exons. Gene Ontology annotation, biological process: regulation of DNA-templated transcription. Bases 1 to 1749 code for a protein of 582 amino acids.